CUGCACUUGCCUGGACUGUUAACACAAGACAGGUUGGGUCCAUGGAUUUAUGCUGUUGGUGCCAAAUUCUGAGCCUGCCAUCUGUGUGCCUCACCAGAAAUUGAGAUUCAUCAGAUAGGUCUUCAACUGCCCAGUUUUCAUAAGCCUAUCCCCACUGCAGCCUCAGCUUUCUGUUCUUUGCUGACAGACGUGGAACCCAAUUGUUGGUUAGAUUUUAAUGAGUUUAAAACUUUUUAAAAAGUUGAUAAGUUUUUUUAGUUUGUCUGGGAGAACCAUUUAUAGGCUUGUGCAAUAGUAAUAGCUCUACACAGGACCAACCAUUAAGGGUUCUCCCAGACAAGCAAAAUUUUUAAAUGUUUUAAACUCAUUAAAAUUUUUAACCUUAUUUUUAAUCUUACCAAUGGUUAACAGUUUUCCCUAAGAAUGUACAUGCAAAUGAACAGUGCCUGCUUUUCACUUGUGGCUCCACAAUGUAAUUGUGGUAGUUCAGUGGUUAAGAUGUUGGAUUACUGGUCAGAAAUUUGUGAGUUCAAAUCCCAGAGUGGGCAAGCUGCCUUUGCUUUGACCUUCAGCAAGGCCUUUUACCCUCAACUGCUCACUUGUAUAAAUAUAAGUCUCUCUGGUUAAGGGCAUCUGCCAAAUGCCAUAAAUGAAUCGCUAGCCUGCAGCAUUCUCCAUUUUUGUGUGCAUGUAACUAUAGCUGGGUGUGUAUAAAGAUGCCACUUAUUUUUUCUAUUAGGUUACUUUUGAGGUGAUGAAUGAAUUAAGUAAUUCAUUCAUAUUAUUACUGUAAGUUAGCCUUCUUCAACUUCUUAUUCUUGAACUAACAGGACUGUACCAUUUGUAGUUUGACUGACUGCUUUCCCUUUGAUGUAGUUUGUGACCACUUGCACUUGUUCCAAUGCUUGUGGCUGUAUUUGUUUUCCUGCAAUUAUCCCACCCUUGUUUAUUUUCAGUUCACUUGUAUUAUUCUCAAAUACGUUAGUAAGUAAACGUUGGUUUAUAUUCUGCCUUAUUUUAUAGCAAUUUCGAUAAAAAAAAAAGUAAAAUAAGUGCAAAUGAGAGAAGGAAUACAUAAAUUAUGCAUGGUGUGUGUGUGUGUGUGUGUUUUAAUGGAACAUGUGUAUAUAAGAUUCUAAACUCCAUGAUUCUUGCUGUAUUCCAAUAUGUAAAAGUUGUAUGCCAAGAUGUAAAAGUUACCACAAAACAUUGAUGGCUAAAUUUAAAGUAAAUCAUUGGGUCACCAUGAGAAUCAGUGUUGCCAUAGUAACUCUGCUGCCUAUUUGCACAACAGUACCACAGCACAGUCAGUGGGAAAGGAAAAUUCUAUCAUCAACAGAAAUUCCUGUAGCACACAUUGACCCUGGUUCCAUUGACCUGACUCCAUUAAUAAACACACUCCUAAAUGCUUCACACACAGGCUCUGAGCACUUGUUCUCUGUUCUGAGUGUAACAUCACACAGCUCUCUUGCACUGCACAAAAUCACCCUGCUGAUCUACAACAUCUCUAGUUUUCAGGACAUUGAGACCAAUAUGUUUCCCCUGAGAUACUGCUACUGUGUGACAAACAAAACCAAUGACCUCACAGAUUUUACAGCCAUACUGCUGGAUGUGAUGGGGAACUCAACUAGCUACCUGCAGGAGCUGUUUAAAUCUAGCUCUAUUCUCUCAGUAAACCAGAUGAGGAGCUCAGACUGUAUCUACAUCUGUGUAAUGGCUGGAAAAACAGACAGAGAUCAGACAGAGCUGUGGGAUUCUGUUCCUCCACUGUUCAACCAGACCUUUAUAGAGCACACACACACAGCUACCACCACUGCAACUACAACUUAUGCCACUUUGACUGUGCCAACCAGUGGUCACAUGACAGCUGUACCUACUGCUGUGUCAAUGACAGCUGGGUUGAAUACUACUAGUACUACACUCACAACAGUUCCCAUGAGAGCAGUGCCUGUUAGUGUUCUCAUCCCAACAUCAGACACUGUUCCAACAUCAACUCAAACAUCACCAGCCAGAAGCACUGCAGUUCCAUCUGAAUCACCAGCCACAACUACCACACACCCCACUGCUUCCAUGACAACCACAUCUUCAACGGUACCAACGAUGGCUUAUCCAGCAACAGAAACAUCAACAAUUCCUAUGAAACCUGAUGCAGCAAAAACCAGUCCAUCUACCAACAGAACUCCUCACAUAGCAGGUUGCCCAUGGCGAUCUGAGCUUAUUUAUAGAGGAAGUCAGAGAGGGGACCAGAAAGAAACUCUGGAUGAGGAUCUGAGUGUGAACAGUCCAACAAUCAGCACAAUAAAGCUGCAGCCAUGUGUGUUUGAGCUGUGCAAGUUUUUCUCCCAGUGCCUUUGCAGAGGUUUCAGUCAGAAAACUACUCUUCAGAGGUACUGCAUAGACAGUCAUUUUUGGUAUGAAAAGCACACCGUGGAAAUCUGCAAUCGUGUGAAAAGAGUCACUUUCUCCAAGAGUCUGAAGCAGAAGUGCCUGGCAAAGAUGUGCGUUAAAAUGUGAGAAGUGUAUGAUGUCCCUGCAUUACUGUUACCGAGCAACGGACCAAAUCAUGAACCCUUUCACCUCUGAAAGGAAAAGAAAAUGGGGGGUGAGAGAGAGAGAGAGAGAGAGAGAGAGAGAGAGAGAGAGAGAGAGAGAGAGAGAGAGAGAGAGCAGACAGUGUGCAAAACUCUUUCUUUACAGGACUACAUAUUGGUAUCUGUAUAUUACCAUUAAAUUCACCACUGCAGUUCUACAGUUAUACUGCUUUUAUAAGUCGUUUAUUGCCCACUAUAUUCGUUAAAUAAAUGUGUGUGUGUUCAUUAAAGCAGAAAUUUCGAUUCAGCUUUUCUGAGUAGCUAUCUAGCCAACUUUGAUAACUGAUUAUUAUAAUAUUUUUUGUUUGCCUAGACUGAAUAUCCAGUUGGUUUGGAUUUGACCAUACAAUUGAUAGUAAGUCAUUGCCAGCCAAAGAUCACAGAAUGGAAUAACCUAUUUAAAAUAGCAGGCUUGCAAACAUUAGCUAGUUAGGCUAACUUUUCUCUUGUCAGAUCUGCUGUAUAACUUUAGUCAGAUUUAAACUUGUUGUACCUGGUUUGCUAAUAUUAUUGAAUCUGUUUUAUCAAAACAACAGUUAUAUAUUUAACUGUGGUUCUAUGAAUCCCAGAUGAUCAUCUGGGUACGAGACCCCCUUGUAUGCCAAAAUGCCAAAAACCUUCCAACACAGUCACAAAUUGUCAAAGUUCUGUGUAUGCCAAAAUGGCUAAAAUCUUCCAACAGUCACAAAUUUUCAUGGCUCUGAAAAACAAAGAGCCCUGGUGGUUGUAGCUGACAGAACAAAGUUUACAUAUGGAAGUAGCAUCUAACCACCAAGGGCAGUAGUGCACAUCUCCACGAGUGGCACAUCUUUAAGUAAUGCCCAUGAGGUGAUGCUCCUUGAAGAGUGGCAUGCAAUGGUAGGGGGCUGGUCAGUGAGGAUGCCUGAGAUGAUAUGAGGAAGAACCAUUGAGUGAUACCAUACUUAAAAGGGAGCCCAUCCUCUUCUAGGUGUCACCUAGAAGAUUAGGUGGGAUUAUAAAUCAUUACCUUCCACAACUGCAUACUGUAAAGCCAACAGUGUAAAGAAUAUAAAACCAUAGUGUCAUGGCUAGUUUAGACCCUGUCAAUACAGUCAGUCCAGACCCAUAUUUGAAAGUUUUGGAAGAGACCAUAAUAGAAUGAGGUUGUUCAAGUGCUAGGUCAUUAUAUGGAAUGACCAUCAUUGGACUAAAGAAAGGUUGUGUUUAAGGACAUGUUCCUCCAAAUUGAAACAAUAUCUGUCAUUAGUGCAAUAACUUUGCUUUCUUGAAUUUAGAUUAUUCCACUAGCAAUCUUUAAAAGGGGCAGUGUUUGGGUCAGAUUCCCCUUGAAUCAGGAUCUAAAUCUGCCAGCUGAGUACACCAAACCUGCAUCAGCAUCUCCAUGCAGUUAGUGCAGGGGAUUUCUGGGCCAAUCUUAGAAUUAAUGCAGGGGUACUAAGCUCAGGCACUGCUAAGGCAUGAGCUCGAGUGUUGCACAGUUUGGUUAACCACUCAGUGUAUCAUAAAAGAAUGAGUGGUUCAUUAAAAAAUCAACUCCAGCCCCAGAGAUGCAUAUUAACAGUAUGUAACCACAUAGUCAUUUGGAUUGCAGAAGAUGUAGUAUAUUGUGAUAAGAUAGCAUCAAGGGAGUACCUGAUAAGAUGGUGGGAAAGAGGGAUGAAGAGAAGGAAAUCUUUGAGGGACUCCUGCCUCAGUAGUGCAUUUUAAGUAUCUUAGUUUAAAAAAUAUUUAUGCGGAACGCUCACCCAUUCAGUGGAUUAUUUCAUUCGGAUACUAUUUAAAGCUAAAAAACAAAACUUUUCUGUAAACAUAAAAGACUAUCAAACUCAUAAUGAACAUAAUUUUAACACAAUCAAUAUUAUAUUGUGGAAGAGUAAUGACUUAAAAUCACACUAUCAAGUGUCACAAAGAGGAUUCCCUUUUGGGUCUAGUACCUCUCAAGAUUUGUUCUUCAAGUCAUCUCCCUGCCUUGCUCAUUAGGGAUCUUGCUCAUUAAGGAAUAUGCUAACUUAGCUGCAUGAUUCUAUUCAUCACCUUGCUCUGGUGCUCAAUGUUUUCUGGAGCCCACAAGGAAGAAUGUAAGCUCUUUCACUAUUUCACUAUACUUCAUGGAUGAGCUCUUAUGUGUAUUUAAGUUCAUGUAGAAGCUGCAACUUGAUAAAAAAAAAAAAAAAAAAAAAAAAUUUAAGUAAAAAAGAGGCAUAUUGACCGGCAGAAACCCAUGGAUUGAGAUUGCUUCCUCCAGUAAAGAGACUAUUCAGCUGAUUAAUAGUAAAGCUGAUAAAGUUUUGCACAUAAAGCCAUGCUGCAUACAACCCAAAUAUACAGUAGAAGACCUGAUAUGUUGGUUUGUAAAGCAUAUGAUACAAUGGAGAGUGUAAGAUUUUUCACCAAUCCAGUGGUACACACAGUGGCUCUUAAUAGCUAAACAACUGCAGCAAGAAAUGCAGUGGACACAGAGAUCUUACAAAUAAUAUUUGAAGCUAUAGCAGUCAUGGCCUUGACUGUGGCAUGACUCCUACACCUCACUCCAAUUCGAGGUGUGGCAAAUCACUGUCUAUUAAGACAGUUGAGAUGAGUUUGGUUGGCUCACAUGCCAUUGUUUAAACCUGCUAAAAGCACACUGUACACCAAGCUCAGGGAGCAUUAAAUAGUGAUCUUCUUCUGUCUGAAAUGAAAGCAAAAAAUGUGAUGUUAAGAUAAGUGAAAACUGUCAUUUUUGACAUGUGGCUGAAGUGAUCCUGUUAAAAUUUAACAGUUUGUUUUUACAGUAAAUAUCUGCAAUGUGAUUUAUUGAAAGCCUUUUUGAAAUACUUUUACUUUUUGAAGGAUGCAAAUAAUUCACAUAACUGAAAAUAGAAAUAGUGGGUUGUUUUGAUACUAGGAAUUUUUUGUACCGUUACAUUCCUAAUCUUGAUAAAGUGGUUUAUUAAACACAGUUUCAUAAAUAACCCCAGGUAUAACAGAGCAGAUCAGAGCCAUGUGAGCUUCUGAGGGAAAAACACACACACACAAAGAACAAGCAGUAUCAGGAAGUGUAACUUUUGUUCUGUGGUUGAGUAUGUGAAUAUGUGUCUGUGUGUUCUUGUUCAUUGCUGUGAGUUUGCAGCCUGAUGAACACAAAGGGGCAUUAUCAUCCUACACACCCCACCAUCCCUCCUGUGCAUACACACACACACACACACACACACACACACACACACACACACACACAC
This is a messenger RNA of Ictalurus punctatus (channel catfish), 5788 nucleotides long. Its product is annotated as HERV-H LTR-associating protein 1. The record is from RefSeq and is a predicted model, not a curated record. The transcript has 13 exons. Bases 1180 to 2514 code for a protein of 444 amino acids. Lineage: Eukaryota; Metazoa; Chordata; Actinopteri; Siluriformes; Ictaluridae.